ACUGCCUCACAGUGACGGCAUGCACUUUCGUUCAUCUGCGAUUCUGCAGACGCAACACCUGCUGCUAAGCAUUCUAGCUGUCAUGAGACGCCAAUUAAUCUUCGACAAGAAGCAACCACUUGUGUUGGAGCUCCGCGAUGACUCGAUUGCAUUUUUAGUUCGAGCUUGAACCGAUUGCUGGUUUCCUCGUUGAGCGCACGAGGUGGUGAGAUCUUGACUCACAGAGGAUAUAUGUUUGGAAGGGUGAAUCGAUACUGCAUCAAAGCUGCACUCUGUACUCGAUGAGGACCACUUCACUUGAAUACGACCCACCACGCUAUGAGGAGCACGGGCCGACCAGUUACGCGGAAGCUGUUAGCGGGUACUUCUCACCCAAAAUUCCCGAUGACGACGAUAUCGCCAUCGCUGUCAUGGGCCAGACGGGCUCUGGAAAGACAACUUUCAUCAAUCUCGUGAGCGGCUCAAAUCUCAGCGUCGGAAACGGCCUGCGCUCGGACGGCGAUGCAGUGCAAUCUUCGGAUCCCUUUCUCCUCGAGGGUCACAUGGUCACGCUCAUCGACACGCCUGGGUUUGACAACUCGACACUAAGCGAGGCGGAUGUUUUGAAUAAAAUCGCAGCAUAUCUAUCCACUGAAUACGAGGAUGGGAAAACACUCGCUGGCGUUAUCUACAUCCACCGGAUUUCGGACGUGAGGAUGAGUGGCAUUUCGACGCGGAACUUUCGGACAUUCCGACAGCUCUGCGGCGACAGCACGCUCAAGAACCUGGUGGUAAUGACUAAUAUGUGGAGCAAAGUCAGAGGCGACAUUGGCGCCGCUCGUGAGAAGGAGCUCUCGAGCGAUAGUCGAUUCUUCAAGCCAGUAAUGGAUAAAGGUGCUCAGAUGGUUCGACACGAUAAUACGAUCUCUUCGGCUAGAAAGAUCUUGCUGCAGCUCAUCGGAAAUCGGCCAGUUCCACUUCAAAUCCAAGCCGAGUUGGUCGACGAGAAGAAGGACAUUCCGCAGACUGCGGCGGGGGAAGAGUUGAAGCGCCAGCUCCAUGAAAAGAUUCGCGGGACCCAGAACGAUUUGUCGAAACUUGCUCUGGAAAUGAACGAAUUCCAAGACGACCCGGAAGCCAUUGAGAGCGUGCAGCGGGAUCAAGCUCAAGCAAAGCGUGAAAUUCAACGGACCCGCAGCGAAAUGCAGAAUAUGUCGGCAAACUACAGACUCAGCAAAGCAGAUUUGAGGCGCCGCAAAUCGGCCAGAGUUCCCGCUCCAAUCAACGAAUCUUCCGAUUCUGAACAGGAGAUAGCGGUCGCUGUCAUGGGAGCCACCGGUGCUGGCAAGAGCACAUUCAUCAACCUCGUCAGCGGCUCUCAUCUGCAAGUGGGAGAUUCGCUGGAAUCGUGCACUGGGGCUGUGAUGUCGGCACCGUUGUUCCAGCUUGACGGGCACUGGGUCUCUCUUAUCGACACACCGGGCUUUGAUGACACUAAUUUGAGUGACACCGAGGUAUUGACGAAGAUCGCCAGUUUCUUGUCUGCAACAUACGCUGCCGGAGUGAAGCUCGCCGGAGUGAUCUAUAUGCACCGGAUUUCUGACGUCAGAAUGGGCGGCAUCUCGACACGUAACUUCCGCAUGUUCCGCCAGCUGUGCGGCGACCAGACGCUGAAGAACGUCGUGAUCGUGACCAACAUGUGGGAUGCUGCGGGUCUCAAGCUCGGGGAAGCACGUGAAAAGGAGCUAGCCACUGACGAUCGUUUCUUCAAACCUGUCAUCGCCAAGGGUGCUAGGAUGCUUCGCCACGACAAAGGCCUGAUCUCGGCCCAGAGUAUCUUACGUGAGAUCAUCGGCAACGUGCCGGCUACCUUGCAGAUCCAGCGUGAGCUCGUCGACGAGAAGAAGGCGAUCACGGACACCGCGGCUGGUGUAACACUCAACAAAGAGAUUGCCGACAUGGUCAGGAAACACAAAGACGAAAUCCGUACACUGCAGCGCGAAAUGAGAGAUGCCAUCCGCCAACGAGAUGAGGAAGCUCGGAGAGAGCUGGAGGCUGAAACUGGCAAGCUUCGUUCGGAGAUUGGCCGCUUGGAGGAAGACUCGCAGCGGCUAGCAGCUGACUACAACGCAAGGAAGGCCGAGAUGGAUCGCCGACUGUGUCAGGUGGAGGACAGAGCGAACAGCCGAGUUGCCAUGGCCGAGAGUAAGCUCGAGUAUGGGAUGGACAUCUUCCAGCGCAGGAAUGGAGAUUUGGAACGUAGACUGGCAGAACACGAAGCCAAGCACCAGAAGAAGAGUCGAAAGGUCCUGAAUGCGCUGAGCCGCACGGUCGAUGGCCUAUUCGCUCCUAGUCGUUGAUGUGAUUACAAGUUCUUUAGCGUUAGCAUCGUCAAUAGCAUGAGAAAUCCAGAUGGCUCUGCAAGAUCUUGCUAAGUGCUAGCGUAGGCUCGCUUACACCCUCU
Mycena citricolor is the source of this 2443-nucleotide messenger RNA. NCBI's taxonomy places the organism in Eukaryota, Fungi, Basidiomycota, Agaricomycetes, Agaricales, Mycenaceae. The record is from the annotation of a GenBank genome assembly.